Molecule: messenger RNA, 3823 nt
Organism: Conger conger (European conger)
Lineage: Eukaryota; Metazoa; Chordata; Actinopteri; Anguilliformes; Congridae
Gene: nadka
Product: NAD kinase a
Exons: 12
Coding region: 160-1581 (473 amino acids)
Biological process (GO): NADP+ biosynthetic process; NAD+ metabolic process
Molecular function (GO): NAD+ kinase activity
Source: RefSeq, a predicted model, not a curated record
UCGACUCCUGUGUUGCCAAAUGUGAUGAAGUCCCACAUAUUUAAGAUGUCAAAUUCGGGCGAGAAUUGCAGUGUGAACAUUUAUGGCAUACCUCUCAACAAAAGGAAAAUACAAUAGACUCUGGUAUGCAUUUCCUCCAGGACGAUACACUCAUAGCAUAUGAAUUCUUCUGUUGUGCAUUUUCCUACUAGAAACCUCGUCGCUCAAAGACACCAGCAUCUCCCGAUUGCUUCUGUCGAGACUUGCGCCUCCCGUAGAGACUCGAGACCGGUGAUGGAGAGCAGCCAGGGCCCAGGCUGUGCCCGGGAGGCGCGGGAGCCCAGAGGGGAGUCCCCUCCGUACUGCUGUGCGUCGUGCGACGGGGGGGACCUCCACCGGGGGCUCGCCCUGCGCGGGCGCACCAAGGCCCGCAGCAUGUCCGCCUCGUCCGACUUCAGGAGGACCCAGUCGCUGCAUGGGCCGAGUCCUGUGACCACCUUUGGACCGAAAGCCUGCAUGCUGCAGAACCCGAAGGCGGUGAUGCACAUUCAGGACCCAGCCAGCCAGAGAUUAACAUGGAACAAACCACCCAAAAGUGUCCUUGUCAUUAAGAAGGUCAGAGAUGCCAGUUUACUCCAGCCUUUCAAAGAGCUCUGCAGAUUUCUCACUGAGGUGAAAGGCAUGAUUGUUUACGUGGAGCGGAAAGUUCUGGAAGAUCCAGCCAUUGUGGGCGACGAGAGCUUUGUGGCGGUGAAGAAGACAUUCUGCACUUUCCGAGAAGACUUUGACGACAUUUCUGACCAAGUGGACUUCAUCAUCUGCUUGGGGGGAGAUGGAACGCUGCUGUACGCCUCGUCCCUGUUCCAGGAGAGUGUUCCCCCCGUCAUGGCCUUCCACCUGGGCUCCCUGGGGUUCCUGGCGCCCUUCAACUUCGACACGUAUCAGUCUCAGGUCACGCAGAUCAUCGAGGGUAACGCCGCCCUCGUCCUGCGGAGCCGUCUGAAGGUGAAGGUGGUGAAGGAGUGCCGGGAGAGGAAGGGCGGAGUGGACGAGACGGGCCUCAUCCUGACCAACGGGGAGGCAGAGACCACGCGCCGAACUAUGCAAUACCAGGUACUGAAUGAGGUGGUGGUGGACCGGGGGCCCUCGUCGUACCUGUCCAACGUUGACCUCUUUCUCGACGGCCACCUGAUCACUACAGUGCAGGGAGACGGUGUGAUCGUCUCCACGCCGACGGGGAGCACGGCCUACGCGGUGGCGGCGGGCGCCUCCAUGAUCCACCCCAACGUGCCGGCCAUCAUGAUCACGCCCAUCUGCCCCCACUCACUGUCCUUCAGGCCCAUCGUGGUGCCCGCGGGCGUGGAGCUCAAGAUCAUGCUCUCCCGCGACGCUAGAAACACGGCCUGGGUUUCCUUCGAUGGGAGAAAACGCCAGGAAGUCUGCCACGGGGACAGCAUCACCAUCACUACCUCCUGCUUCCCCGUUCCCUCCAUCUGUUUCCGGGAUCCCGUCAACGACUGGUUCGAGAGCCUAGCUCAAUGUUUACACUGGAACGUCAGGAAAAAGCAGAACUACCUUGGGUCUGAGGAGGAGGAGUACUGAGGAGAGGCCCUCUGAUGACUUAUCGGAGACGGGAGGAUCGACAGUGCACUCAUGGGGGAUCUCUCACGUCAUUUUCAGACUUCCCUUCUGACUGCAGUGGGUUCAGGGAUCUAUUACAGUCUGUCUCUACUCAAAUGGUAAAUGCUUGGCAUUUAUAUAGCGCCUUUAUCCAAAGCGCUGUACAAUUGAUGCUUCUCAUUCACCCAUUCAUACACACACUCACACACACCAAUGGCGAUUGGCUGCCAUGCAAGGUGCCGACCUGCUCAUCAGGAGCAUUUGGGGGUUAGGUGUCUUGCUCAGGGACACUUCGACACAGACCAGGCAGGGGAUCGAACCGGCAACCCUCCGACUGCUAGACGACUGCUCUUACUGCCUGACCCAUGUCGCCCUACUCAUGAACGACGUCUCUAAUGAAGAAGUGGUUCCUUAAAAUCCUCUUUCUGAGUGUCCCAAUGAAGCACCUUUUUACAAAAUAUUUAUCAUUUACUGGAGGGGGUCGUUUUAGAAGUAGCAUGGAAUUUCAGCCGCCUUUCCUGCAGUUAAAAAUAUAGUUAGUGCCUUAAGUCUCCGAAUUGUGAACAUAAUCAUUUUAACAUUUGUAUUGUUUAACGUUUCUUUGGAACUUGCGCUCCGUUGUGAUCUGAUGAAAUUGAACUCUAGAUCUGUGACCUAGAGCAGCCUUCAGUUGUUGAAUCAAUGGAGCCGUUUCUAGAUUUCGGGAUGACGUGUCCUGAAAAGACAUGUUAGACCAUUUUUGUUCAACCUGUUUGAAUAAGGAGACUGAUAGAAAUGAAAUGUUAAGAUUUAAUUUAGUGUCAUGGCAUGGUAAAACAUAACAGUUCAUAAGUUUUAAAAAAAUAGUGAACAACUCAACCUGUCUUGGGACCAGUAUAGUGCUUUUUUAGCAUUUUACAAAUGGACCACAGGAGCACCAAAGCUAACAUUGCUAUUAUUGCUUAUAUUUCACUUAACAUGUCUAAAUGCUAUCGUGAAUAUUUAUCUUGGGUAAAGCUCAAUGCGAGAAGGUCAGUUUUCAUGUUCUUUUCCAGUUUGUAACUGCAACACUGUCUUCAACUUCAGUAUGUUAGCGUGUAGAUGCGCACUGCGAGAUGGUGGCAUCUGUCAGCACACUGUGUUCUGCACUGUACUGAAGAUGAGGAGUAGUCUUAUCGCUGAAGUGUCCUUCUGUGUCUGUAGUAAGACAGCAAAAUGAUCUCCCCUCCAAUGAUCAACCUCUCUAUUAUGUCAUGAUAUAUGUAUCGAGAAUAUUUGCGUGAUGAGGCUUUUGAGCCAUCUGAAAGCAGUGCUGAGAAAUCCUGUCUUAAGAGGAUUUUAAAGUACUGCAUAGUAUCUUUAUUUUAAAGCUAACCACAAUUUUCUGUAUAUAUAGAUGAGGGGUAUUGGAGUGUGGCAAAGAUUAGGACUUAAUUGGUUGUUCUCAAGGUGGGCAAGCCAUUUUUAAGUUAAAAUAAGAGUCAUUAUUUCCUACCAUUCAAACUGCCUCAGAUGGAUGAAUUUGGUUCCGGGUCCAGUUUACACCAGCGUUACUCACUCCACAAGAUGAUUAUCGAAUAGAAUAUCUUAAGCCAUUCCAUCAUAUUUCCAUGUAAUAAGGAUGUCGGAAUGUAAUGAAUUCCAUUACUGCUGUUUUUGUGAUUUCUGUUUUUGGCCACCCUGGGUAAAAGGUGCACCUUACUCACCUGUUGAAAUGACGCACAUUUAAAAUGGGGCUGUUACUUUCCUACCUUUUAAAAUGACUGGUUUUAUGGUUUUAGCUUUGACUUGGCCACGUACAGUCGCUGACAUUCUUAAAACCAUUAGGUUUCUGUUGAUUAUGAAUUAGCAAAUCGGCGUCACGGCAGAUGUGUUAGUUUGCCUCCUCCAGACACAUUUUUUGUUGAUUGUUUACAGAAUUAUUUUUGUAUUUAUCUGUCAACACCGUGACUGUACGUGACUCCUCAAAAUAAGAAGCACUCAUUAUAAUUAGUCAUUCUCACUUAUUAAAAACAAUUUGUGUCAAUAUUGUUCGGUACUCUUAAAAUCCUGUAUGGAAUGUGACUUUAAACAGCCAUGUCCUCUCUCAUUCUACUCGUUUUAAUUUUCUGCUGUUUUAUAUCUACUCCCUUAACUUAUUAGCAUUUUCUAAUUGUCAGUUCUACGGAAACUUUGUAAAUAUUGAUACUGAAAUCAAAUUUUGCUAUUUUCUCAGCAUUUUAAUAAACAAACAGAGAUAAAUGUG